Molecule: messenger RNA, 411 nt
Organism: Acanthamoeba castellanii str. Neff
Lineage: Eukaryota; Discosea; Longamoebia; Acanthamoebidae
Product: Suppressor/Enhancer of Lin12 family member (sel-10), putative
Exons: 4
Coding region: 1-411 (136 amino acids)
Molecular function (GO): protein binding
Source: RefSeq, a predicted model, not a curated record
AUGCACAUAAGGGUGUGGAACUGGGCGGGUGAAUCGCGCUUGUUUACUCUACACAACCUCGACAAAGAGAACCGACGCAGCGAAGUGCGAUGCCUCGUCUUCGAUAGAGAUGCCAUCGUGUCCGGCGACAGCGACUUUAUGGUGAAGAUAUGGGACUGGAAUACCGGUCAGCCCAGGCGGACACUGAAAGGGCAUCAGGGCUACGUCAAGUAUGUGUACGUGGAUGACUACAAAAUAGUCUCAAGCGGUGGCGAUGGCACAAUUCGGGUGUGGGACUAUCGAGGCACGAGCGAUGCGCCCCUGUACACGAUACAGGCGCACACGCGAGACAUCAUCAACAUGGACGUGCACGAAAACGCCUUCGCCAGCGGAUCGCUCGACGACUCGCUCAAGAUGUGGCUCAUCGGGUAG